ACUAUUAAUAUCUGAACCCAGAGCUGGUUCAGCUAAACAACUCAUUCCCUCCAAGCAGAAGAAAACCACAACUUCUUCUACCCCUGGAAAAACCUUUUGUGACUGCAAGACCAGCAGCUCAGACAUAACGAGAUGGUUCUGGUUUGCUGAUGCCUCCCAGGGGAGAACAUCGAGCAGCAUGAGAGAGCUUGGCUUGGUUCUCCUCUGCCUCCUUCGCAUCUCCAGGAAGGGUGUGCAGUGCAAUGGCUGGUCUGUCCACGUCCCAUCUGAUGUUACUGGAGAGCUUGGGAAGAUGGUUAUCCUGCCCUGCACCUUCACACACCCCUACAAAACAUUCGACCGGGCCCUCACGGCCAUCUGGAGGAUCAAGGAGCCUUACAACGGCACAGUCAUCUUCAAGUGUGUGAGCCAGGGCAGCAGCGAGCUCUGCAAGACUGCCAUCAGCCACAAGAACAAGUACAAACUGCUGGGCAACCCCCGGCACAAGGACCUGUCCAUCAGGGUUGACAACCUGACCUGGAGCGACAGCGAGAGGUACUUCUGCCGGGUGGAGCUGGCCGGAGAUAUCCAGGACAAGUACGAGAGCAGGAACGGGAUAAAGCUCCAUGUGAUUGCUGCUCCCAGGAUCAUUAACAUCACGGUCAGCUCCAGCAGGGACCACACCUUCCAGGCCCGCUGCACGGCCGAGGGGGAACCAGCUCCUGCCCUGACCUGGAGUGGGCCCCUCUACAGCAACCUGAGCUCCAGCAGCAGCUCCAGCCACCGCGUCACCAAGGAGCUGCGGUCCCUGACCCACGACGGGAAAUACACCUGCACUGCUGUCAACAGCCACGGCCGCGCAGAGGGGGCCGUCUACUUCUACAAAUUCAGAGCCCCCGACAGCUCCUCCUUCAUGAUCCUGAUCUUUGUGCCGCUGGGAAUCAAGGUGGUCAUUCUGCUGGUGAUAGUGAGCUUCACCGUGUUCUCCAGAGAAGGUUCCCCCUCUGCUCCAUCCAGCCUGGCCAGGCCACAGCUGCCAGAGUGCACCUACGAGAACUUUGACCGCAGACACGGCGGCAGCCAGACCCUGCCCACGGGAGGGGCAGCGCCGCGGCGCAGCUGAGGGGCUGGGCAGGACCCAUCCCCAGGGAUGUUCUUCCCCAGGGAGCACAGCACUGGCCCUGGCUGAGCCACAGCAGGUCAGACAGCCUUGGGGAGGUUGGAACUGGAUCAUCUCUAAGGUCCCUUCCACAGUGCCAUGAGUUCCAGCCCUGCUUCUCCUCACAAGUGAGAGCAGCCUUUUUGGGGAAAAGAGAAGAAAGAGUCACGGAGCUGGAAGAGCAAAACAUGGUCAGUUUUAACCUGUUAGGUGUUUUUAGCUCCUAUCAGAUAUUUAGCAAUAGUAUAAAAUCACCUCACAGCUCUCUACUUUGGCAAUUUUCAAACAUCACUCCGAAAAGCCAUUUUCACCACUUCACUUCUCCAACCACAUCCAAGUGGGCUACUGACAUGAUAGAAAUCCUAGCUGUAGCAAAACACUACUGGAAUUUCUGGUGGGGUUUGAUCCUUUUUAAAAAAUUAUUAUUAAUAUUAUUCCUAAAUGCCCACAAGAGUUUAUUUUAGAGCUUAAAGGAACUCUUAACUUUAAAGAGGCACCCAAGCAAAAAAGGAAGAUGUUUUCCAAAAACUGGUAGAGCUGAAACCAGGACACUAGAAGUCUAAACUAGUCUGUGUUCCAACUCAGCUUCUAGUGCUCAGAAACUCAAGAGCUUUGUGAAAAAUGUGCUGUGAAAAUGUUCCAAUACACCAAAUUGUUGGUUUUUUUCCCUAAAGCUAAAGAAAUUAUUUCUAAACCAUUUCCAUCCCUGUGUUACACGGAUGAGUUUUUUUUAAGGUCUGAGUACUCAUUUCUUAAAUCCCUCUCUUCUGAAAUGAAGUCACUACUACAGAAUCACAAAGGUCACAAGGGCCAACCACAGGGAAAUCUCAAACCCAACUGUAAACACUCUCCAAGAUCAGGUAAAUAGGUCCAGCUUAUGGUAUAGGGCCAUGUGGGUCAACCUGGAGUCCUGGAGGCAGGCAGAGGCCCCAGAUAGGGCUGGAGACAGCAACAGGUUAGAUUUGAUGAGGAGGAAGAGAAAGAAGUAAGAAAGAGCAUGUGGUUUGAACUUACUUUCAUGUUUACACUGCUGGAUUUGAUGCUCUGUUCAACCAUCCCAGUACUGCAGUCAGAGGCACAGAAAAUAUUUCCUUAUCUGUGCUGACAGGCUCAGACACUCAAGAGAACACUGAGUUCAACUUAAAACCAUGGAGAAAGCUUCUAGAACUAAGUGAAGAAACUGAGAAUGUGGGAGUUAGAUAGAAUCAUAUAAAGUCACUGGGUGAGAAACUUAAUUAGGAUUUAGGGUUUAAGUUAUAUUAGUGAAAAAGAGACAACAUGGAGGAUUUAAGGUGUUGUCCCUUUCUCCUUCUUCUUCAUCUUCUUCUUCUAGGGUUUUUGGGUAAUAACAGGUGAUUGGAUAGAAGAAUCCGUAUUGCAGGACACAGAUGUUUGGUUAUUGGGUUGUUAAUGAAAAUAAGUUAUUUGGCAUUUCAUUACUGGAUAGGUUGACACUUAAAAUACCUUGAAGAGAUUCUUUGUCCCUCCAUUUUGCACCUUGUUACCCCUACUGUACAUAGCUCCUUGUAGUCUGUAAAUAUGUCAUACAGAUAAGGAAAAAUAAACAACUGAGC
Pseudopodoces humilis (Tibetan ground-tit) is the source of this 2712-nucleotide messenger RNA. It is a transcript of the gene SIGLEC15, whose product is annotated as sialic acid binding Ig like lectin 15. Gene Ontology annotation, cellular component: plasma membrane. Lineage: Eukaryota; Metazoa; Chordata; Aves; Passeriformes; Paridae. Gene Ontology annotation, biological process: regulation of bone resorption; regulation of actin cytoskeleton organization; regulation of osteoclast development. The record is from RefSeq and is a predicted model, not a curated record.